CAAGCCAAAAAAUAAGAUGAAAGAUCUGAUCUGAAUUCAGAAGUGAAGAAAAGACUGAUGUGUGUAGGAUGGAUAUUUUGUUUCUAUGCGUUGUGCUUAUUUGCGUGGGAAUUUAAAUUUAGCCUUGUGCUGGUUGUCAACCCAGUGAGAGAAUUUACUGCUUUUGGAUAUGGCUGCUAGUCGUUUACGGAAAAUUGCAAGAUUUGAAACCAAAAACGAACCAUGCAUCGAUCUGGUGAAAGAUCCCUACGAAGAGAUAGAAAAAAGUUUGAAAACUGUUCGUGGAGGGACUGGAAUAGUAAUUGAAUCAUCUGUAUCAUCACAUGAAUGUAGUUGGGAUGUAGACCAUCCUGAACGUUCUGAGAGGCUCACAACCAUAAUAAGAAGGAUCAAGGAACUGGGUCUUAUUGAAAGGUGCUGCGUAUUGACUCCCCGAAGAGCAGAAAAACAUGAGAUUGUGAUGUGCCAUUCAGAAGACGAUUACAACAGUCUUCAGCUUGCAAGCAAAAUUGCCAGUGUGAACUUUCGGGAGCAUAUCUCUUCACAGUUUGACUCUAUAUUUAUAAAUAAUGACACAUUUGAUGAUGCGCUCACUGCAGCUGGAAGUGCAAUCGAUCUUGUAGAUGCAGUUUGGAAAGGUUCAAUUCAGAAUGGAAUCGCCUUAGUCAGGCCACCUGGGCAUCAUGCCGUGCGUGAUGAUUUCAAUGGAUAUUGCUUCUUCAACAAUGUUGCGGUUGCAGCAAAACAUGCUCUUUUGAAUCUGAAUGUGGAUAGAAUCUUGAUUGUCGACUUGGAUGUUCACCAUGGCCAGGGUAUCCAGCAGACGUUCUAUGAUGAAAAAAGGGUCCUGUAUUUCUCCAUGCAUCGUUACGAAGAAGGAAAAUUCUGGCCUAAUUUGCGUCUUUCAGAUUAUGACCACAUAGGAGAAAACAAAGGCAGGGGCUAUAAUUGGAAUGUACCAUUAAAUCGGAAUGCCAUGACAAAUGGAGAUUACUUGGCAAUCUUUCAUCAUCUGUUGCUUCCUGUGGCAGUGGAGUUUGGGCCUCAAGUGGUACUCAUUUCUGCUGGUUUUGAUUCAGCUUUAGGUGAUGAAAAGGGAGAAAUGCUGGUCACUCCGUCAUGCUAUGCUCACAUGGUGUGGUCUCUGAUGCAGCUUGGAAAUGGGAAAAUAGCACUGAUUUUAGAGGGUGGCUAUUGUCUGAAGAGCCUGGCAGAAGGUGCGGCCUUGAGCUUGCGUGCACUUCUCGGGGAUCCGUGCCCGUAUUUGGGCCCAUUGCCACCACCUUGUUCCAGCAUCGUUGAAACAAUCCUUAAUGUCAUAACUGUCCAAAGACCAUUUUGGAAGUGUUUGAAAUCCUACCCCAGUUAUGUUGUCAAAGGAAAUGAGGUUCUUGAUGAAGGGAAACAUGUAAUGGUGGAACCGAAGUUCUAUGGAGUGACAGAGAAUGUGACUUCAACAUUUCCAACAAGAGCUUGCUACCCUUCUCAAAGCAUUGAACAGAAAAAUCUGUUUGAAAAGACUUUGGAUGAAAUGAUUUCAAGUACAGAUUUGUUUGUUCCACCAAAUAAUGUGUGCAUUGCAUUUGAUGAAAUUGUUCUGAGGCAUAGUCCCCUGGAUAGUCUAAGGCUGGAGUUCGAACUACCAGGUCGUGUUACGCAGAUAAUGGCGGAUUUGAAAGUAAGGGGUUUAUAUGAACGCUGCUCUCAUCUUAAGCCUCGUAAUGUGAAAUUGGAAGAGCUUAAGGCAGUUCACACCAAAAAUUACGUUGAUUUGAUGAACAGCACAAAGUACAUGGGCAAUGAAGAAAUCGCAAGGGUUGCUGACGACUAUGAAUCCGUGUACUUGUGUCCGUACUCCGUGGAUUCUGCGAGGGCAGCUGCUGGGGCAGUUCUGCAGGUUACGGAUGGUGUCCUGAGCAGACAGUAUCGAUCAGGAGUUGCCAUUGUUAGGCCUCCUGGGCAUCAUUCAGGAUGUCAGACAGCAUCUGGAUUUUGCAUUUUCAACAAUGUGGCCAUAGCUGCAAAGUAUGCCAAAUCCAAGUUUGGAUUGAAGAGAAUCUUGAUUCUUGAUUGGGACGUUCAUCAUGGGAAUGGAACGCAAGAGAUUUUUAAGUCAGACCCAGAUGUGUUGUACAUAUCUCUUCAUCGAUAUUCUGUCAAGUUCUUCCCUUAUUCUAAAGAAGGGAACUAUGAUUAUGUUGGUGAAGAAGAGGGCGGUGGUUUCACUGUAAACAUCCCAUGGGUUGAGGGGAAGGCUUGUGAUGGACAGUAUGUAACAGCCUUCCAUCGAGUGAUUCUGCCAAUAUGUUACGAAUUCAGUCCAGAGCUGGUGUUGGUGUCUGCAGGCUUUGAUGCCCUGGAUGGUGACCCACUCGGAGGCUGCAAAGUGACUCCCCAGUGCUUUGCUCACCUCACGCACUAUCUCAUGGCCUUGGCAAAUGGCAAAGUGAUCUUGUGCUUGGAAGGUGGCUACAACUUUCAAGCCACAUCAUACGGCAUAACUUCGUGUGUCAAAGCACUGCUCGGAGAUCCUUUACCAUCCUUCGAUACCAAACUUGCCUUGUCUAAAGCAGCAUGUAAAACACUGCAGAAUGUUACAAAUGUCCAUAAGCAAUUUUGGACAAGUCUUGCAGUCAACAUUCCUGUACCAGAAAUUUUGCAUUCCUAAACAGAUCACUGAAAGAAGCUCCGAAUAUGAAAAGUCUAAAAUGUGUGACACACAAAAUGUAGAUUUCUGUGUGUGUGCUUCCCUCUUGUAUAAAAAUGAGUGAUCAUUCUCAGUAAUGCCUUGGUAUCGGUUGCUGUUAUGUGCAUGCAUCCUUCAGCUCGGGUAAAGACAUACCUACAGUAUUGUAGAAGAGGCCAGUUGUAUGGUAACAUUUCAUUGGGUAGGAGGAUUUCAGUGACUUCAAAAAAGCUUGUAUGAUGUGUGAAAGACUUACUUCUGUAGCUCAUUUAUAAAAAAAAGUAUCUAACUGUACUUAAAAACUUGAGCUUGUGGGUGUUUUGUUUAGAAAUGUGUGUUAUCUUCUGUAUUAAUGUAAUUACAAAGUUUAUGCUUGUUAUAUAUUGUAUAGCUUUUUUAUUUUAAUGUAUCAAAAAUUUGAACUUCCAAGUGUCGCUGGUUUUUAUGUUAGUAAAAUACUUCUAGUAUUCUUUAUUCUGUUAAUUUAUGUAUAUAUUACCUGUUACCUAAAUUAUUAUCCCUCUUCUUAUUUAUUAUGAUUACUGUUUAUUAUUUAUCAGGUAAUUUAUGCAUAUUUUUUUUUCCUAAUGACUGUUCGUUUUAAUGUUGACUGGAAAUGCAACUGCUGGCCUAGCAGUUUUUUUUUAAUGUUCCUAAAAAAUUUAUAUAAUCGUACGUACUUUAAAAAAUAUAAAGCUGGGUACUCAUAUGUUAUGGACCUUAUUUGAUAUUGUUGUUCAUAUUGAAAUCCCUUCUUUAAAGUUUAUUUUUGAAUCUUAAAAUUACUUAUGUAUAUUAGAAAAUAUACGUGUAUGUUUAUACUUUAUUUAAUGACAAAAUUUUAAUACCUGCAGAGUUAGUAUGGUCAUUUCUGUCAUCAAACCUUUUAGUAUUUUCAACAUUUUUGACAACCUGUGUUAUGUGUAUUUCAUGGUUUUACUUUUAAGUAUAAUAUGUAUACGUGUAUACAAUAAUGAUCAUUGUAUGUUAAUCAUUUUAAUUCAUUAAUGUUUGUGUGAGAGUUACAGUCUGUACUAGUUCGCAAUAUUCUAUGUUAUGACGAUCUUCCUGUUGAAGGAAACAGCACAGUGAAGACUAUUUUCUAUGUUUGGGAAAAGUGCCUUGACAAACUUUGGGUGAUUACAGUUGGGUUGAUAACUGAAUAUACAUGAAUAGCCAUACCAUACAUGUCAUCUUAUAUUUUUGUAUGUUUUAUAAAUACUUGUAAUUUACAGUUUGCAAGUUAUUGUUACACUGUAAAGUCUUAAAUAGCAAAAAUGUAUGUUGUUAUGUAAGCAGUACUGAUCAAAAUUAAAACUUUAUAAUUUUA
Messenger RNA from Bacillus rossius redtenbacheri, 4016 nucleotides. RefSeq names its product histone deacetylase 6 (gene HDAC6). The coding region runs from base 170 to 2668 and encodes 832 amino acids. The transcript has 19 exons. Gene Ontology annotation, biological process: negative regulation of transcription by RNA polymerase II. The record is from RefSeq and is a predicted model, not a curated record. Lineage: Eukaryota; Metazoa; Arthropoda; Insecta; Phasmatodea; Bacillidae. Gene Ontology annotation, cellular component: histone deacetylase complex. Gene Ontology annotation, molecular function: transcription factor binding; histone deacetylase activity.